Messenger RNA from Paracoccidioides lutzii Pb01, 1611 nucleotides. RefSeq lists its product as hypothetical. The coding region runs from base 1 to 1611 and encodes 536 amino acids. The transcript is spliced from 3 exons. The record is from RefSeq and is a predicted model, not a curated record.
AUGGGCUCGUCGUCUGAAGGACCAAAUCCGUUUCGUCCCUAUUACAUUCCGCCCUCCAUCGGCCUGACAAAAUCCUCAGCACCGCCAGCAUCCAGCCCCCUUGUGAGCAAGGCGAGUAUUAGAAAUUCCACGCGUGAUAUUUUCUCUGACUUCGACUACUCGGAAUACCUGGGCGAGACGUCGCCGACGAUAUCUCACUCUGUGAAAGAGCUUGUUGAAAAGGCGUUAUGGAGGUACACCAGCGUGUUGAUGGCGCAGCCAUUCGAGGUUGCAAAGACCAUUCUGCAGGUGUACGUUGAGCAGGAUAUGCAAGCGGAGCUGGCGGGGAGAGAUGAGAGGCCGAGGAGGGAUCAAGGAUAUCGAGACAAUUACUAUGAGGAUGACUCCGCACCAUCAACAGAUGAUGAAAGCAGCUAUUUUACAUCAGAUACCCCUCUAACCCCUCCCACCGGAGCCUCCCGAAACCGCCGUUCUCGGCCUCGCAUUACGGACCGGCGUGGAUAUAUCCCUUCCACCUUUGCUUCCGCUAGUAAAAGUACACUGAAGAUCAAGGAUUCUUCUUCUCUGUUUGACGUAUUGGGCCAGCUCUGGGGUACAAGCGGUCCAACUUCGCUGUGGGAAAGCGUCGAAUUCAUCAUUCCUUUUCCAGACGAAGGCUUGUCCUCCCUUGCUGAGCCUGAUAUUCUCAUUUCCUCAUCGCCAGUCUCCUCUUUACUGCUCACCUGCAUUUCGUCAUCACUCUCCGCCAUCCUCCUCUCUCCCAUCGAUACCACACGUACAUACCUGAUCCUAACCCCGCUAUCCAAAGGCCCGCGAUCACUCCUCCGCGCCAUCCGCCUCCUCCCAACCCCCAACUUCCUAAUUCCACCACACCUCCUUCCAAUCACAAUUCUAUCAUCAACACUCCCAAAUUUCAUAACAAGCGCCACUCCACUCUUCCUCAAAUCCUACCUCUCCCUCGAUCCGGUUCUCAACCCCUCCUCAUGGAACGCUUUCAACUUCCUCGCAUCAGGCCUGGAACUGGCCGUCCGCUUCCCUCUGGAAACUGUCCUCCGCCGUGCCCAAAUCGCAACAUUCACAUCCCCUGCUCUGCAUCAGCAGUCCGGCCUCCAGUCCGGCCUCCUGCCCAGCACAGCCCAAAGCUCAUCCUCAACCUCAGCAACAUCCCCUUUCCCCGGAACCCUAAAAUCAUCCUCACAACCCCCAGUCAUCGAAACAAUUGUCCCAACCCCACAAUCCUACCGCGGCAUAGUCGGCACAAUGUGGACAAUCGUCUACGAAGAAGGCACAAACCCGCACGCCCUCGAGGUUGAGCAGGUCAUCGCACAGCACAAGGGACAUUCAUCGUCCUCUGCUCGGGCAUCGUCAGCGCAGGAGACCGCGGCAAGUCGUCGGGCCCAGAAACGCAGGCGGGGACAGGGCAUGCAGGGGCUGUAUCGUGGUUGGCGGCUGGGAAUGUGGGCGCUUGUUGGGGUGUGGGGUUCUGGAUUUUUGGGCAUGGCAUUGGAUGCUGGAGAUGAUGAAAUGGUAGAGAGUUCUGGAGGAGUUAGGAUGGCGUUGGAACCUGCGAGUGGGAGGACGGGCAGCGCGGCUACUAGAGGCGCAUUUUAA